GGUUCUUCCCUCCACCAUCCUUCCCGCCCAUCCCCGAUUCCUCGACUGCCGACCCCAAGCAUCGUUGCGCCAUUUCCCUUUGCAACUUGACUUGAUCUUGACAUCUUGACAUCUUGACAUCUUGACAUCUUGACAUCUUGACAUCUUUUGGUCGCCGUCUUUUCUUGCAACACCCCCCUUCACACAAUGGCCGGGAGACCUAGCAACAGGUCGAGCCAGCAAGCGCCGGCGAUACCGCCGGCCUCGGCUCGCCAAAACGAGUACUUUGUGCCUCGCGAUGGCAUCGACCGGGAGGUGAUCACAUCAGACAUUUGCCGAUACCUGGGGAACGAUGCACUUGUGCGCCCUGGCACGUACGAGUCCGCCGACGGUCGCGUCACGCAGGGCUACUACAUCACAGCAUACCGAAACCUGACAUCACCAAUGAUCCAAGAUCUCAAGGCCGACUCGGCUCGGUGGGAGCAGGAAAGGCGCGCCGCGUCGAGGUCUUCAGGCGGUGGCGCUGGAGGUACAAUGCAUUCGAGCCAACCGAACGGCAUUUUUGUGAGAAGCUGCUCUAACUCUCCACUAGGCUCCCGGGAGCAGGCUCGUGGGCAGGACUACAACGCAUGGAAGAACCUGCAGCGGGAACGAGAACUCGAGGCACAGCAGUAUGCACCUACCAUGGAAGUUGACUACCCCCCUCCAGGACCCGCCGGAACUCCGGUUUAUGCAAACCAUCAGUACGCUGGGGCCCCUCCUGCCAACUACCCGCCGGCGACAUACCCUCCCCAGGGUCACGCUGCUGCCGCGCCGUAUCAAGUCCAACCUGGCUACGGGUAUCCGCCAAACCCGCCUCCGACCCAGUACUCCCCGCAACCCCAAACCUCUGGCGACAGGUACCCCGGGAUUCCUCCGCCUCCCAUUGCCGGGUCGUAUCAGGAUGCCGGCGUCUUCGUGCAUGGGUCGAACUACCAAGCCACCGGGGGUUAUACCCAGGCCGGGGCUAACAGGGUCCCGCCAGCCAUGAUCAAUGCAUCUGCCCCUCCCUCAAGGACCUUUAGUGCUCCCUCAGGUACGCCUGGCUAUGAGACCGACCCCAGCGCGUACCCUUACCCACCACCUGCUGGGAAUCCCGCCACCCAGAGCUACCCCACCGAUGCUCUCUAUGGCCGCGGUGCGUAUGCUACAGCAACAACCAACCCUCCCGAGGCCGCUUCGUCUGAUGUUUUAGGCUCCCCUGCAGGUACAGCACAACGGCCAGGCUACCCGGCCCCCACGGAUCCCCAGUAUGACCCUCACCAAAACCCUGCGCUGCAGCCUGCGACUACGCCCACCACCGCCGCCCCGGCCCAGAUGGCAAGCGGUAGCGCGCCGCCACCCGCCCGCCGUGACCGUGACUCGGAGCCCAGAGACAGGGAACGCGGGGACCACAGGGACCACAGGCCUCGCCGUUCAGAACAGGAACGCGGAGAUCGGGACCGCCAUCGCCAUCGCUGAUUUGCCCGACGAACCGCAGGACCGGACUUCUGAAGCCUUUUCCACCCCGGACUUUGCACGCGGGCUGCGUGGACCUUAUGAACGCUUUGAUGUUUCUUCUUGUUAAUACGUUGACCCUGGAUGUGGUCAUUCGCAGCCCUUUUCCCUUGAGCUUUUUUUCUUUUCUCCUCGCUCCUCGGACUCGGCUACCUGCGACGUUAAUGCCAUCAUCCCCUGGACAAAAACUUGGAUAAGAUAUCACAGGUAUUCCGAGCUGCAAGUUGCAUCUCCGGAUCUUGUGA
This is a messenger RNA of Chaetomium fimeti, 1760 nucleotides long. RefSeq lists its product as uncharacterized. The transcript has 3 exons. The record is from RefSeq and is a predicted model, not a curated record. The coding region runs from base 187 to 1479 and encodes 430 amino acids. Lineage: Eukaryota; Fungi; Ascomycota; Sordariomycetes; Sordariales; Chaetomiaceae.